This is a messenger RNA of Penicillium digitatum Pd1, 1503 nucleotides long. Its product is annotated as MT-A70 family. Gene Ontology annotation, cellular component: nucleus. Lineage: Eukaryota; Fungi; Ascomycota; Eurotiomycetes; Eurotiales; Aspergillaceae. Gene Ontology annotation, molecular function: methyltransferase activity. The record is from RefSeq and is a predicted model, not a curated record.
AUGAGCAAUACUAGCCAAGAGGAGACUGCAAUUCUCUUCCAGGACACAAAAACAUACCUUUUAGACAUCCCGCAUUCAAUCGCCCUCGCGCAAGAAGGGAGGCCAGCAACACACCAACAACCAUCCCCAGAAUCAAGUUCAGGAACACAAAAAGGCCAUUGCAGGAAGAUCCUGAACCUACUUUCAUGCUCACCUAUCAAAGAACCGUACCCUUCUACUGAGCCUAAAACGCCAGCUGCUCUUGCUAAGGUCCUCAACAAGAUUCCAAUCUCCGAGAAGCGGUUCCACUCGGAACUGAUCCUGCCACUCGUGAGGGAUUCCCUCGAAACUAUCAAGGCUGGGUAUUCCCAUGAUCGCCGAUGGUGUAAGGCUCGAGCGGUGCCUAUUGGGUCUGAAUCUCAUUUUACCACAGCAUCGAAGCAGCAUACACGGAAGCGGCGGAGGGGAAACGAAUACGUGCCCCUAGAGUCUGCGCUGGAUGGCCAUGUUUCAACUGAAAAUGAACCACCAACGAUUCUAUCGACUACCUCGUUGAAUAACUUCGAGUCUUUAUCAGAUCUUGCCAUUGUCAAGAAUCCAUCACCAGAGCACGCAAUCCUCAGGGUUGAAAACUGGUACGGUAGUGAAUUGAUUUCUCAUUCGUGUGAAUAUGUCGUUCCACCUGAGUCAAGCUUUGUGCUUUGUACACUACCUCUAUUUCAAGCCCAAGCCGACCGGCCAUCUGUAUCCAAUGGAUAUCCUAUUCCCGGUCUGCCUCAGUACCGGAAAUUCAAUCUCAUCCUCAUGGACCCGCCCUGGCCAAACAAAUCCGUGCGACGCAGCGGGCAUUACCCAACACAUCAAUAUUCUGAGAUGGAUGUGCUUACCGAAGGGUUACGAGAUAUACUCUGCAUCCACUCACAUGACCCGACAACAAAGCAGGGGCUACGUUCAUCUGAAUCCCACUCGGACCCCAUCCAAAGCGAGCAGUCUAUAGCUGCUAUAUGGAUCACGAAUGCGGACAAAGCCCGACGAGCAGCAUACGAGGCCUUGAGCGGCGCAGGCUUUUGGAUCUGCGAGGAAUGGAUCUGGGUCAAGACUACAUGGGACGGACAACCGAUCUCUGCACUGGACGGGCUCUGGCGAAAACCAUAUGAGAUCCUUGUCAUUGGCCGCAAGGGUAGCCACAAUUCCAACCUCAGUGCUAUUGGCAACGCCAAAAAUGCACCACCCCUGUCUCAAAUGGAUGAUCUGACGCGGAUGAGUGAGGCCAUUACCACGAGACGAGUUAUCGCUGCGGUUCCGGACUUGCAUUCUCGUAAACCGAAUCUGAAAUCGAUUCUUGAGAAUGUGUUUUUCACGGAGACUGGUCAACUCCAGAGUUAUUCUGCCCUCGAGGUUUUUGCGCGCAACUUGACAGCUGGCUGGUGGGCUGCUGGCAAUGAGGUCCUCCGGUUCAAUGAACGGGAGUGCUGGGUCGAUCUUGGGAGUACAAAGAAUACAGACAUGCAUGAAUAUGCAUGA